GUUUUGUUGUACACAAUCCGUGCGCUUUCCGCAGCCAUAGCUUCCAGCAUUGAUACUCAAUCUUGGACUUGACCUCUUUCCUUCUCGUUCUACCCUUUUUCCAUAGCACUUCAACUCAUGCUACCGAUUCUGUCGCGUUCUGGAUUCCAUAGGGGUGCUGCGUCUCGACCGGCAUAGGCUUACAACAGCCUCCCUCGACUGAACAUCUAACAGGCAAACAAACACUGGAAGGCACAACAGUCAAUAUGGAUGUCAAGCCACAACGACCCUUGCGCAUACGCGUCAACAACGACGAGAACCUCCCUCCCGCCGGUCAUGCCACGAAAACAAUCCAUCACCGGAACAAAUCGAGUCCUGCCCUAACAGGUGUACCAGCAACGCAGGGCCUGGCAGCUGGAGCAAAACGAAAGGUCUUCGGAGACGUCAGCAAUACUACCAUAGGUGUAAAACCCAUUAAAGAUGAUUCAGCUUUGCAAAUCAAGCCUAGCCAGCAGGCUAUGGUGAAACCAGUCCAAGCUCUGUAUGAAAGAAAGUCAACCAGCCUACUUAGACCUGCCCAGAGACCUUUAUCGGUGUCAGGUCUGAAGACACUGUUCUCCAGUGCAAGCACCAGUUCAACCUCUGAGAGUGCCGUCACUCUCCCAGCAGAGAGCAAUGGGCUUCUUUCACAUGUUGUCAACGGCAAAAAGGCCUUGAACAAGCGACACACCACCAUCUUCAAAGACAAUCGCCUAGUGACAGUGCAAGAGACGGAAGUCCAAACUGUGGAGCCAUCCUCCACUAACGGCACAGUGAACGCAAAGGACACAGACUCUGCGCAGUUCGACACACAACUCCGACCUUGUCUCCCUCCACCAACGUCGCAGGUUGUUGCUGAGCCUGUCAAAGAAGCUCAAGAUCCUCAGUCAGAGAUCAGCUUGCCAGGAAUUGAUGAAGUGAGCCUAGAGCCUGCGCUGUCUAGUGAAUUGACCAAUGAUGCUCGCCUUCGCGAGAACGUCAUUGCCAGUUCACAGCCUGCUGGCCACCCCGUUACUUCGCACUACGAAUCUCAUAAUAUGUCUUCUCUCAUCCCGUCACUUGCGGCCAACACUACUGCUCAAACAACCACCAAGCCUGAAAUACAGCAGAUCCCUGUCGCGAAGCUCGUUAACCCGGUAGACAACAUCCCUCCUUUGAGCUCACACCAUACUUACGUCGAGCGACAAACCGAGCAACAGGAGUACUGGGAAGAAGACGAUGACGACAACUACGACGAGGAGGGUUAUGUAACAGCCAGGUCCUUUCGAUCUAGAGGCGACAACACCACUGGUGGUGCCACCGCAAUGCUCUUCCCCCAAAUCAAUCAACGUGUGCGCAAGGAGAUUGCCCAGGCGAAGCAAUUGGUUGAGGCUACUCGCUCCCCCGAAGAGGUGGAGGACGAGAGCUUUGACACAAGCAUGGUUGCCGAAUAUGGAGACGAGAUCUUCGACUAUAUGAGAUCUAUGGAGUUGAAGAUGCUUCCCAACGCUCACUACAUGGACAACCAACACGAAAUUCAAUGGUCGAUGCGGUCGGUCCUCAUGGACUGGCUUGUGCAGGUGCAUCUUCGUUUCAACCUCCUCCCAGAAACUCUAUUCCUCACUGUCAACUACAUCGAUCGAUUCUUGUCCUGCAAGGUUGUAUCUCUCGGGAAACUGCAGCUCGUCGGUGCAACAGCUAUCUUCAUUGCGGCUAAAUAUGAAGAGAUCAACUGCCCAUCUGUCCAAGAGAUUGUGUACAUGGUUGAUGGCGGCUACACUGUCGACGAGAUCCUCAAGGCAGAGCGUUUCAUGCUUACGAUGCUCCAAUUUGAGCUUGGAUGGCCCGGCCCGAUGAGUUUCUUGCGAAGAAUCAGCAAAGCUGAUGAUUACGACCUCGAAACCCGAACUUUGGCAAAAUACUUCUUAGAAGUCACCUUGAUGGAUGAGCGAUUCAUUGGCAGUCCCCCAAGCUUCGCAGCCGCAGCCUCCCACUGCCUUGCACGUAUCAUGCUUCGAAAGGGAACUUGGACUGCUCACCAUGUCUACUACUCUGGAUACACCUACUCACAACUUAAGCCUCUCGUCAGUCUUUUGCUCGAGUGCUGCGAUGACCCUCGCAAACAUCACAGUGCAGUGUUCAACAAAUACUGCGACAAGCGCUACAAGAGAGCAUCGGCGUUUGUCGAAACCGAAAUUCAGAGAGGUUUCCAACUGCCAGAUCAAGCUGCUAUGGUAUUCUUAGCACAACCACAAACGGUUCCAUACUAUGACAGCAUUACUUAUUAUCGCAACUAGGAAUCUGCUCUAUGGCAAUUCUAGGUGCACUACGACCGCCACUCAGCACUCGCCUAAUGACUCAAAGGUCUGAGAGCACACGAGCAGCUUCAUUCACUUCCAGAUGUAGCCGCCUUCGGGCACCAUUUCGGAGACUGGAAGGCCGUUGCUUGGGCAACUGCCAUUCGAUAUUCAUUUUACGACGACACACGAAGUUAUGAACCACUGACAGGCAUCAUUUCCCGGGAAACCGAAAGAGAUAAGGCGAAUGAUUAAAUGAUUUUACCCUCUUUCGGGUAUCGUCUUCAAUAUUCGCGUUCUCAUGGCGGAUUGCUGCACACAGGGUGGAAAGCUUGGAGACUAUGGUAACGGCGUCAAGAGUCUGUUCUGCGGACUGCAGAUAACGGAAAGGGAAUGACUGCUCAUGCGCGAAGUGAUUUCGAUUUCGAGCGAAGCAACAGACGUGCUGUAACGGAAAUAAUGCAACUAAUACUCUUGGAGAGAAUGAAAAUAGAUGUCCCCUUAGGUGCUUGUCAACGCGUGUCC
Messenger RNA from Exophiala xenobiotica, 2819 nucleotides. RefSeq lists its product as uncharacterized. Lineage: Eukaryota; Fungi; Ascomycota; Eurotiomycetes; Chaetothyriales; Herpotrichiellaceae. Gene Ontology annotation, molecular function: cyclin-dependent protein serine/threonine kinase regulator activity. The transcript has 3 exons. The record is from RefSeq and is a predicted model, not a curated record. Gene Ontology annotation, biological process: regulation of cyclin-dependent protein serine/threonine kinase activity; mitotic cell cycle phase transition. Gene Ontology annotation, cellular component: centrosome; cytoplasm; nucleus. The coding region runs from base 246 to 2294 and encodes 682 amino acids.